AUGAGCAGCAGUAGCCCUGGCGGAGAGACUGCUGCGUCUCAUCCUGACGCAGCCACAGUCAGAGAAGAAAACUGCGGAGCGCAAGGCAGCGGAGGCGGUGAGGCUGGCACUGUCUGGGAGUUCCAGACGGCAGAUCCUGCCGUUAGGACGUUGAGCUCCUCUUCAGCUUUCUUAGCUACAGCGGACGCCAAAGACGGCGAUGCAGAAGAGGCUAUCCAUUCGGGAGUCCUCGAGAAAGCGACAAAGGAUGCCUCGUCUUGGAAGGUGAGGCGUUGCGCAUUACACGCGGAUGCCUUUUGGUACUCUAAAGGCGCUGCAGGGGGAGCAAGUGACGCAACAAUACCAUCUGGUAGCCGGUGGACUUGCAUUCCCCUCUCGACCUGUGUACAGCUGAUGCGAUCCCCCCAAGAUGGCAAGGUCUUCCUUGUACAGACAGCCAGCAGAUCGUACUACUGGCGCGCCCAGUCGCAAAGUGAAGCGGAAGCGUGGCUUCUGAGCAUUGGCACGCAAUGCGCGGCCCUCAAGGAGCUCGAGCUGCUGCAGCAAGCAGAGGAGCGCCUAAUCCAGACCGAGGAAGCCCACACAGAUUCUUGUGUCAGUUCUCUCCCAUUUGCAAACAGACAAAGCUUGUCACCUAGGUAUCCAGGUAGCGUGCUAGGGACGAUGGUGACUGACGUUAGAACCAUCAUGCAGAACAUCGUUUGUGUGUCGGAAGGAGUUGUUUCUCCAUGGCUUGAGGGGGUCGACGACAUACUGACGCUUGUAGCCUCUACAGGGAGCUGUCCAAAGCUUUAUCCGCACGUGGACCGCGAGACAGCACGACGAGGCAAAGCAGCUACAAGCGGGAGGAGGAGAUGCGGGGGCGUCUCCCAUGACGGAAUCAGAAAAACGCAUUGGCAAUUGGCUACGUAUAUGCGUGUUCCCCCAUUUCACUUCAUCGCCUAUAAUCCAACGGCGCAUUGCGCAACUCGCGGCCUCCCAUGGAGUCCAGAGUUGGGGGAUCGACCCGCUAAAGAGCCCCCUCAUUGUCGCGAACAUGUUUCGAGACGGAUGAGGAGUAAGAAUGCACGCGAUUGUUAA
This is a messenger RNA of Cyclospora cayetanensis, 1080 nucleotides long. RefSeq lists its product as uncharacterized. The record is from RefSeq and is a predicted model, not a curated record. The coding region runs from base 1 to 1080 and encodes 359 amino acids. NCBI's taxonomy places the organism in Eukaryota, Apicomplexa, Conoidasida, Eucoccidiorida, Eimeriidae. The transcript has 9 exons.